GGCGCAUCCCUGAAGAGCUCUGGUCUCCGGAGGACUAACGCCUUCCCCCUCCCCUCCCGGCGCGUCUUGUCUAUCCUCUCCGUGCGUUUCUAUGGUAUGCUGGAAGGAGAGAGGGGCGCAUGCGUACUGUCUCCCUGUGCCGGCCGGCUCCACAUUGAGGAAGGGCGAGCAGCGGGACCAUUGAAAGAUGGAAGCGGCGGCUAGAGAAGAGCUAGACAUGGAAGUAAUGAAGCCUUUAAUUGGAGAACAGAAUUCGGACAGCAUCUCUGAUGAUGAGAAUGAAAAUGAAUUGUUGCCAGUUGAGAAGCAUUACCAACUUGAUAAUCAAGAGGGCAUUACGUUUGUGCAAACACUUACUCAUCUCCUCAAAGGAAACAUUGGAACUGGGCUUCUAGGGCUUCCACUUGCGAUAAAAAAUGCAGGCAUUGUGCUUGGACCAAUCAGCCUUGUGCUUAUAGGAGUUGUAUCUGUUCAUUGUAUGCACAUUUUGGUACGAUGCAGCCACCAUCUGUGUCAGAGGUUGAAAAAGACCUCAUUAGGGUAUAGUGACACAGUUAGUUACGCCAUGGAAGUAGGGCCCCUAACCUGUCUUCAGAAAAGAGUUUCCUGGGGAAGGUGUAUCGUUGACUUUUUUCUUGUGAUUACACAACUGGGAUUUUGCAGCGUUUAUGUUGUGUUCUUAGCAGAAAAUGUGAAACAAGUUCAUGAAGGAUUUUUGGAGAACAGGAUUGUACCCAUGAAUGACACUAGUACCAGUGGUCUCUCUGAGAAAAGGAGUGUUGAUUUACGAAUAUACAUGCUGUGUUUUCUGCCAUUUAUUAUCCUUCUGGUCUUCAUUCGUGACCUUAAGAACCUGUCUAUGCUUUCGUUCCUUGCCAAUAUUUCCAUGGCUGUCAGCCUGGUAAUUAUUUACCAGUACAUCGUUCGUGAUAUAUCUGAUCCUCGAAAACUUCCCCCUGUGGCUGAUUGGAAGAAAUAUCCCCUUUUUUUUGGUACUGCCAUAUUUGCUUUUGAAGGCAUCGGUGUGGUGCUCCCCCUGGAAAAUAGAAUGAAAGAAACCCAACGUUUCACACAGGCAUUGAACAUUGGCAUGGGAAUUGUUAUGACCUUGUAUAUCACUCUAGCUACUCUAGGAUACCUGCGCUUUGGGGAUGAAAUCAAAGGCAGCAUCACUUUAAACCUGCCACAAGGAGUAUGGUUGUAUCAAUCAGUGAAAAUUCUGUAUUCUUUUGGGAUUUUUGUGACCUAUUCAAUUCAGUACUACGUUCCAGCAGAGAUCAUCAUUCCAGCAAUUACCUCAAAAGUGCAGCAAAAAUGGAAGCUGUUCUGUGAAUUUAUGGUCAGGAUACUCUUGGUCUGCUCAACCUGUGCUGUAGCAGUCUUGAUCCCUCACCUCGACCUGGUGAUUUCCUUUGUUGGUGCCGUAAGCAGCAGCACUUUGGCAUUGAUCCUGCCACCUUUGGUUGAAAUCCUCACAUUUUACAAGGAAAACUUAAGUGUGUGGAUGAUACUUAAAGACAUCUUUAUAGCUGUCAUUGGAGUCGUUGGCUUUUUAACAGGGACAUAUGUGACAGUUGAAGAGAUAAUUUAUCCAGCUGCGACAGUCUUAGUUAACACUACAGAGAGCCCCUUUGAAGAUUUGAACACUACACACUUGGUGACUGGUUUCAAUUAAUGGUGAGAGAACCAAGAAUCAUUUUGUUCCUAGGUGUGGGUUCUGAUUAGGAGAAAAAGAUCAUGAUAGAGCCUGUAGUUGGAAGUAUGGGCCAUAUUCAAAUGAACUGAAACAUUAAUUUCUGAACAAUAACACACCUCUUUCCUUCUCUUCCUUAUUUGCCCAUUUUGUAAAUCCUUCAGACCAGAUCUCUGUGUUAAGACUCUCAAGCCUCCUCUGCUCUAUGUAGAGAAGGAAAGGACUGGUUUAGGUGUCGGGGGAUGGAGGGGAAGAAUAUUUAUAUAUGAAUUGCACGUGCAACCAAAUAUAAUUAAUCAGAAAAUCAAAUUGCCUGCUCAAAAGGGUGAAAUCCACCCCACACAUCCCAGCACCAACAUGAUGCCUAUGCACCACUUACAUCUCAUUAAAGCCCUGUUUUAAGGGGCUGAGGUGGGACUUAAGUAGUGUGUAGAUCUUCUGCUGGCUCUCAAUGAAGGGGUGAAUUUCUCCCCAAUGGAUAAUAGUUACUAUAUAUAUAGCUUGGAUUGUUAGUAAUGUUUCCAGGGACCUGUAGACUUACUACCUGGAAGUGUUUCCUUUCAACAACUAUAAGUGCUUCACUUUGAUUACUGGGUGUUAGUAUGUCUUAAAUCAACGUGGUUUUGAAAAAUUACUAUGACUGUUCUUGCAGUCUUUUCACAUUGGCAUCAAUGGAGUUCUGAAGACCUAAAGCCUUCAGGGUCAAAGUCUUAAUGCUUAGCACAUGUACUGCAGACCACCAGUGUCAGUCAGUUUAUGUGCCAUUAAGCACGAGGUCACUUUUUCAUGCAAUCCAAAUCAAUAACAAGCAUUUUAGUUGAAGUAUGUAAAAGAUACCAAGCUCCUUCAGGAAAAUCCUCCAUCCCUAUCCUGCAAGCUGCUCUGUAUGGGUAAACCUGUGCUCCUGGGAAGAGCCCGGUGACCUCACUGGGCUUUGUGCAGGCUCAGGGGCCUGACUAUGUGGAACAGCUUGCAGGGUUUUGACAGGGAAUGCUGCUUCCAGUCAUAGAACAAGUAAUUUUUAAAACCUGGUGGUUUAUGCCCUUUGGGCUUUGUAUGUGGUGUCACAGAAUGUCAUCAUGUAUUAGAAAAAAAUGUGCUCUUUAAUGAUGCAGAUGUAGAUCACAAGACAGCAUCCAAGUUUACAAAUGAUGAUGUAGGUAGUUUAUUUUGAUAUAUUUUUGGUAACUUCUGUCCUAAACCCUGGGCCUUAAAAAAACAAAACAAAACAAAACACCUUUGUGAAUCUAUC
This is a messenger RNA of Mauremys mutica (yellowpond turtle), 2945 nucleotides long. RefSeq names its product solute carrier family 36 member 4 (gene SLC36A4). Gene Ontology annotation, cellular component: vacuolar membrane. Bases 188 to 1675 code for a protein of 495 amino acids. Gene Ontology annotation, biological process: amino acid transmembrane transport; L-alanine transport. Gene Ontology annotation, molecular function: L-proline transmembrane transporter activity; L-alanine transmembrane transporter activity. The record is from RefSeq and is a predicted model, not a curated record. The transcript has 11 exons. Lineage: Eukaryota; Metazoa; Chordata; Testudines; Geoemydidae.